This is a messenger RNA of Pieris brassicae (large cabbage white), 3447 nucleotides long. Its product is annotated as F-box only protein 32. Gene Ontology annotation, cellular component: cytoplasm; SCF ubiquitin ligase complex; nucleus. NCBI's taxonomy places the organism in Eukaryota, Metazoa, Arthropoda, Insecta, Lepidoptera, Pieridae. Gene Ontology annotation, biological process: protein ubiquitination. The record is from RefSeq and is a predicted model, not a curated record. Bases 117 to 1184 code for a protein of 355 amino acids. Gene Ontology annotation, molecular function: protein binding. The transcript is spliced from 9 exons.
CACAUGUGUAUUUUCUCCAUGGAACUGCAAUACCAAUAAUUCUCGUCUCGCUUUGAGGAAGUUUGCUCGCGUGUUUCGUUACGUUCACGAAACUUUGUGUACAAUUAUUAAAUAAAAUGCCUUUUAUAUCAAAAGACUGGCGUUCGCCUGGUGAAGUGUGGGUGAAAACUCAAGAAGGCUGGGAGAAGAAAAAGGUUCUCGAAUGCACAGCACAAAGAUAUGCCGCUAUAACUAACUAUAAUAACCCAGAUGAUAAAGAACAAAAAUGGAGUGACGAAGAUGGCGACAAAAGUUCAGAGGAUGAGGUUGCGAGGGUACCACCUCACUGCCAUAUUACAAUCAAAUGCACAAGAGAGAUCGCAGGAUUUAAUGGCCUAUCAGAAGCGGUGCGUCGGUUGGACUUCUCAUCAGCUGUCCGCGAUGUCAGGCGAUUCAAUUACAUCUGCGCAUUGUUAGAGCUACUUCUGUGUGGCCAGAGAUUAACCCAUCUGCCUGGAGCCGCGCAGAAAUUGCUCCUGUCUAUGCUUGAACAGCUUGCGGAUCAAGUUGCAACAUCGAAGCAGAACUUAAACGCCCUACGAGCGUUAGUGGUGGGUGUGACGGCUCUUCGUGAGGCCGAACGCCGCUCGUGCUGGGGCCGCCCUUUGGGCUCACGCGCUUUAUGGGGUCACCACGACCAUGCGAUUGCACGUAUUCAUAGAAUUGUUAACAGUAUUCGGAUACAGGAGCCUGGUCCGGAAGUAGUCCCUAAGCUUCAUGACUUGCCUGAGGAAUGCAUCAGGGAGAUUCUACUGAGAAUAUCGGAUCACAGGGACUUGGAUGCAGCGUCGUCAGCCUGGUCAGUGAUGGCGUCACUAUGUUCGGAGCAUCGUGUUUGGCGGGAAUUGGUAAAUUUCCACUUCACGUCGCAGCAGAUCGACUCUGUGCAGAAGACUGAUGCAGAUACUGAUUGGAAGAAGCUCUUCCAUCAGCUCAGGAGGUUGUACGGACUUCGUGAAGAUGCGCAAUACGCUGAGACAUUGUCUCUUUGUAGACAUUGCAAAUGUCUAUUUUGGCGUUCGCUGGGACACCCUUGUAUAGCAGAUCAGUGUCCUGAGUAUCGAGAGCGCCUGAAAGAAGCCGGUGGGCCUCUGCCCCCUCACCCAGUUCCGCCCGCAGCUUUCCUAAAGUUUUUCUCGCUUUAAAAUAUUAAACUUUAGCAAACAGUAACUCAAAAUAUAAUUGUUUCUGAAUUAAUAAUGUGUUAGAAAAUACUAUGAUUUUAUAACUUAACUACACAAAAUCCAUAUAAUAGGUUCAAAUGCAAAAAUUUCCUACAAAUGAAUUAUAAACAUUAAAAAAAGGUAUAUGGAAAUUUAAACCUUAUAAAUGUAUUUAAACAGCAAAAUCAAACAAAAAUUUGGAGUUGAAAUUGGCCAUCUGUUUUUAGAGUUAAAUACAACUUGUUAUUAUUAUUAUUCACAUAUCCCCUAAAUUUAUCUGAGUCAAAGGUUUUGAGUUACUGUUUGUGGUUUAUAAGUAAAUGUUACCUAAAACAUGUGAUAAACUUGAUUCAUGAUGGUUUACUUUCACUGGGGAUGUUAUAUUUGAAGAAUGUGUUACUUUUAUUCUAAUAUACUAAAAGUUAUAAAAUUUAUCAAUUGAUUUCGAUUAAACGGCAUAUUGUAAUUUAAUUAAUGAGUGAAUUAUUUGUAGAAAUAUAUUUCUUCUGUUUUAUUGUUUUGGUUAAGGUUUUGGAAAAUAUUGUGCAAUAUUAUGAUUAGGCGUUGUUGGCAUUGGAGGUCCUAUUAAAAGUGGUGUGCAAAAAAAUCCUAAGCAAUAUCAAUUAUUUUAGUUUUAUUUAUGUGGUUUAUUGCUAAAUGGUUUAUAUUUUGCUAUUACGUCCUAAAUUACCACUAUUUAAGAACUAGGCAGCUUACUAUGUUAAAAUCGCUGAAAAUGUGUUCAUUUUGUCUAAUUUGAUACUAUUAUACUGUCUUGAGUCUAAACACUAAUUAAGCAUCACAUAAGAAUUUAUUAAAAUAUAAUCAUAACUAAUAUUAUAAAUGUAAAUGUAGGAUUCUACACAUUAAUGAAUCUUCAAAAUGUUGUGGAACUAUAAGUUUAACCCCUACAGUAAUUUUAAAUUAAUCAGCCAGAUUUUUGCACCUGUCUCAUUUAAUGUUUUAAUUUAUAGCCAAGAGUGUUAAUCACCCCUACUGUGUCGGACUCAUAAAGUUGUCACAUAAUUUCAUGUAAUCACUUAGAAUUAUAAAGUAGAUCUUACUACUACUUUACUAAAAUGUUAAAUUACUAAAAUUGUGCAUAUUUUAUACAAACCGCACCAGUAUUCUUAAAUUAUUCACAACUUGAAUUUAAUAUCCUCCCAACAAAAAUUUUAUAAUUAUGAAUUCUAGUAGAUUAAUGUAACUUGUUUGUAUCUUUUUUUAUUUAAUAUAGACCAUUACGAUAAAUUGUCCUGUGAUACACCAUGACAAUUUUUUAAAAUUAUCAUACUAUUAUGGGAUGAAACAAAUGUGCUGAAAGGUGCAAAGUAAUACAAGCAUGUAAUAUACCUUGUUGGUGUUGGUCUAAAGAAUACAGCUUAUUGCUGAAUAUUGUGUUUAAAUAUUAUGAAAUGAUUGAAAUUGACAGUAUCUGACUUAAUUUGUGAUUUAUUUAGUAAAGGAUUUGUGUAUUUUAAUGCCAUUGGGCUUACUAAUAUAAUGCAUAUAAGAAAUAUGCAAUCUAGUUAAAAAACUGAAUAAAAAUUAUGAUCUCUGAAUACAUAUUUUGACUAUUCAAUGCAAUAAAUACAAGUAGUAGAAUUAAAUAAGUAAGAUAUUUUUAUAUUACUUAUUAACAUAACACUUCCAAACAAUGGUUUGGCACAUUAUUAAUCAAGUACAUAAGCCAUAACUAUUGACAACUUACCUAAGCAUAGGUUGUAAUAUGUAGAUAGCUUUCUACAUUUAUAAGUUUGCUUCGUAACUGAUACUAUAUUUGAUAAAUAAUAAAAUAAACUCACAUUUAGUUUUCAAACUGAUACUAUGUAAGAGAACAUCUGGCCUAAAACUAAAUGAUGUAUUGUCCAAUGGUUUAAUAGAAUGCCACUAUUCUGGUGUAAGUUUAAAGAUUUACUUACUAUUCUGUCUUAUCAAAAUUUAUACAAUAAAUAUGCUUGAAUCUUUCAAAACAGUUUUGUAAAAGUUCAUUGAAUAUUUACAAACCUAGAGUUAACAGCAGUGAUUAGAAGAAGAAUAGUAAGUAAAACAUUGUUAGAAUAUGUCUAAGUCUGAUUAAAAUUGUUCAUUGUAGAAUCAUAGAGUAGCUGUUAAUAUUGUGAUAUUUUAAGAUAAUCUUACGGAAAUGGAUUUGUGUUUUAUUGUAUGUUUAGAAAUGUAGUACUUUUUGUCCUUGUAUUUACUUUUUGUUUGGUCUGUGAUUGUGAUUUUAUUGAAUUUUUUU